This is a messenger RNA of Neurospora tetraspora, 3471 nucleotides long. RefSeq lists its product as uncharacterized. The record is from RefSeq and is a predicted model, not a curated record. Gene Ontology annotation, cellular component: nucleus. Gene Ontology annotation, molecular function: DNA-binding transcription factor activity, RNA polymerase II-specific; RNA polymerase II cis-regulatory region sequence-specific DNA binding; zinc ion binding. Gene Ontology annotation, biological process: positive regulation of transcription from RNA polymerase II promoter by galactose; DNA-templated transcription. Bases 281 to 3304 code for a protein of 1007 amino acids. NCBI's taxonomy places the organism in Eukaryota, Fungi, Ascomycota, Sordariomycetes, Sordariales, Sordariaceae. The transcript is spliced from 5 exons.
AGUAAACUGAGACCUGCAACAUUUCAUUUACAGCACUGGCCGCCAAAUCGCAUUGUCUCGCUUGACUCACGCAAUUAUUACCAGGGUGGCGGGCGGGCGAACCGCAAAAUCGAGACCUAAAUACCAACUGCCCUGACAGCCCGAUAAUAAGGGGAGGGGCUAAAGUGGAAGCACCCGUUCGUGCCGCAACUGGAGCUGCCUGGAACCGGGAACCGAGAAGCUAGAGGCGUCGGCAAUGAAGACAGGUGGAAUUUGACGAAAGCCCAUCCACUGACCGAAAAUGGAUCUUCUCGAGACACAGGUCAGCGACUUGCGCUCCUUCCUCGGCGCCGGAGGGCUGCCUUCUGCAACAACAUCCACCGCUACCACCUCUUCAUCCCCAAACGCCAUAGGUACAGCUGCUGCGGCUAUUCGGCAAGGAAUGCCUGGCUCAACACCGGGAGCCUCUGGAGGCGCUUUGGGUCUGGGUUCAAUGUCGGUGGCAGGGCUGACAGGUGGCCAGGGUGGGAUGCCAUCAUCGAGUGCCGCCUUGUCGCCGCAUUCAUCUACUGGAUACUCACUCCCGAAUCCGAACCCUUACAACACUCACCACCACAGCCAAGUGCAACAGCACCUUCAUCCGCUCCAGAGUCACCAGCGAGACUUUGGGUCUCACGACCUCGCUUCCGGUCCUAUGAGGACGGCUGAAAGUACAAACCAUGGCCCCCCCCGACCAUCGAUCGCUGGUAGCACAACCGCCUCCCUCACCAACCCUCAUGAUCCCUACCGUCGCAACUCGUCCGUGUACUCCCCGCGCGGUGACCAUUCCGCUCAAAAUGACAUGAACCCCAUGAACUACGACUCCCCGGCAGCACAGUCGGAUACCCAAGAUCACCCUACCGGAACAGCAUCUCGGAACAACAGCACUACCUCGGGCAGUGCCGCUAAGCGCAAGGCUGGCGAUGACGAUGGCGCUUCAAGCUCUACUAAGCAACAGCGGAGUAAAAGAAAUAGGUACAUUUCGAUAGCAUGCAACGAGUGCAAGCGCCGCAAGAUCAAGUGCAAUGGCCAAACCCCUUGUCAGCGAUGCGGCCAUCUCAAUCUCCAGUGUCUCUAUGCGCCCAACUGUUGCUCGCACAGCCUCAAGGAUUCGGACGAGUUUAAACAGAUGGCCGACCAAGUGAGCCGUCUUCAGGAUCAGGUCGAAACUCUCUUCAGCAACAUGAGUGCCUUGCGCCAGGAAGCCCUACGUCUCGCCCCCAUUCACGACCGCAUCUUGCCACCGCCUUCCGCGACAGUUACUCCCUCGCCAUCGACAGCCUCCAUGCCCCAGUUUCCUAGGCCUCUCGCCCCUUUGCGACCACCAUCGACGUUUAAUGGACCGACCAGCAUCGCCUUUACCAUGGAUGUGGCCAAAAACACCCUGCACAACAUGGGAUACGCCGGUGCCAGUGAGGCACUCGACGACAGUGGUGACAGUGGCGACGGCAACAGCGGCGCACAGGCCGAACCAACACCGCGUACAUCACCGACACCACUACCCCCGAUGCAGCCAUCCCCCUAUCAAAGACAGAUCGAUCCACUGUGGGAGUUUGACAAGGCCGAAAUGAUCCGACUUUGCAAGCUGCACGAGGAGGAAAUCAGUGUCAUGUAUCCUGUUAUGAAGAUGGAGAGCACGAUUCGACAUGCGACCGAGGUCUCUGAGUGGAUGGAAAAAUCGAAAAGACAAGGCUUGGUUCCACCGGCAGGCCAAGGCGAGGCUUUCACCGACGACAGGUCGCUUCUACUGAAGAUUGUUCUAUGCUGUGCCUUGGUUAUCGAGGAGCACGGAAACAGCGCGAAGGCAGCUCGGCUGUACGAAUCCAUCGAGGCUGUCACCAUGAAGACGUUGAUGGGUGGGCUUGACGAUGUCGUCAAGUUACCCUAUUUAGCUCUUGUCGCCGGCUACAAGUUCUUUUCUAACGACGAGCUUGCGGCCUGGCGUAUCAUGGGCCAACUCAUGCGGCUAUGCUUCGAACUGGGUCUCCACCGGCGAGAUGGAAUUGAUAAGGUCACCGACCCUCAGGACAGGCGGAACGCUAUUAACACGUUUUGGAUCGCCUAUGUGCUGGAGAGGAGGUGGAGCUUUGCCACUGGUUUGCCCUUUGUGUGCGACGAUGCCAAGAUUGACCCAAAGCUGCCCUACCCGGACGAUAACCCGUUCUUGCUGGCCAUGAUCACCUGGUCCAGGUUGGCUGCCAAGACCUGGAAGUUGGUAGAUUAUUUCGAGCCGGCCGUCAUCCGUGAACUUAAGCCUAGCGACUUCGAAGAGCUGGACCGCAAGAUCAUUGACUGGUAUAGCAGUAUCCCUGAAGAAAUCCAGAUCAAUUCGCCGCUUGAACCACUUAAGAAGCCCAUAGGGGAUACCCAACGCUUGCAGAUCUGGACCCGACUGAGGCUCAACCAGAUACGCAUCUGGCUGUAUACCCCAAUACUGCACAGCGCCAUCAGCAUCGCCGAGAACAUGCAGUUUGCGUGCAGGGCCGUCGACCUAGCCAAAGAGACAAUUCAUUAUCUGACAGCUCUCAACGCCACUACGAAUAUCUACCGCCGCAUGCAAAUGUUCGGCCACCAGUUCCUCACCUCCGCCAUAGCCGUCUUGUUCCUCGCUUCAACUCACGCACCACUCCAAUUCAGCGCCUCCUGCCGCAAGGAAUUUUACAUGGCUCUUGAACUGGUCAAGAUUAUGUCGGCAAAGUCAUGGGUGUCGCGACGGAUAUGGCGCACGAUUGGGUCCCUAAAGAAGUACGCUGCUCGGUUGGGAAUGGAAGAAGACAACUCGAACACUUCGAACCCGACGACCCGCAACAGCACUAUGGCCAGGCCACUCGGGCGCUUCCAAGACAACGCUGCCGGCGGUAGUCCAGCGAGCAGUGUGUACAGCCCUGGUGGCACCGCAACAUACGCCGGAGGAGGGCCGUUUGGCCGCUCCGACGCCAUUUCUCAAGGGACCAGAGGCGGCGGACUUGCCUCGCCUGCCUCAACUCCGGCGGCUCAUCAGAACCAGACCCAAGGAUCGUCGCCGGAUGAUCCGACCAACGGGCUCAGGCUACAUACUGAGAUGUCGCGCAUCUUUGAGCAUUGGCAAGGUGGUCUGGCGCCGGGACGGACGCGAGUGAAUCGGAUUCACUCACCCGAUGUGUCUUUGGGCGGCGCUGGAGGCGGUGGGCACUCUUCCAACCUGACGAGCUCUCAUGAUGUUGGUAUGGCUGGGAGGGCAUCCACGGGAAGCCCUGCGUCUUCUAACGGGGCUGGGGUGUACCAGCAACUGAGGGAUAUGUUCUAGAUGUGGAAUCUGAGGUUGCUAAGCUUGAGGGCGACUGCUUUACCGUUUAAAAGAGUCAUGUACAUGAUACCCAUAACAUUGGAUAGUUCGAGAGUUUUGAAUAGGUAGUAAUGAACACAAGUCCGAGCUGAGCUGCUCCUCGGAAAAAUAGUGCAACUUAUAAAUCA